Messenger RNA from Ricinus communis (castor bean), 5014 nucleotides. Its product is annotated as pentatricopeptide repeat-containing protein At5g15280, mitochondrial. Bases 912 to 4742 code for a protein of 1276 amino acids. Lineage: Eukaryota; Viridiplantae; Streptophyta; Magnoliopsida; Malpighiales; Euphorbiaceae. The transcript has a single exon. Gene Ontology annotation, molecular function: protein binding. The record is from RefSeq and is a predicted model, not a curated record.
UUUGAUAAACAAAUCAAUCAAAGCACACUCAACACACAUUAAAAUUUCCAGUUUUGAUUCACAGUAUUUUUCACCAUUUUGAAACAAACCCACAACUUAUAGACAUAAAAGAAAAAAAAUCUAUAAAAGAAGAAAAAAAAAAAGCUGCUAGAAGGGAAGAUUGAUAAUUUGCAAUUGGCUCAUAGUCCUUUGUCUUUCCCGAUCACGUUGUCGUUGAAGACCCACAAUCAAAUUCUUCAACUAAGUUGCUAAUAUUUUAGACAGUUUAGCAAAGAUUUUAAAAUAAUUUGAUAGUUGUAGACCAAUAAAGAUUUUGAGAAUUAUGGUUCAUCAAUUGAAAAAGAGAAAAAGGAAGAGUAUCAAUAGAAAAAAAAUAAAGAAAUAUAAAGAUAAAAGAAAAGGAGAGGAAUAAAUUAAAAUAAAAUAAAAUUUGAUAUGAUGAGUAGAUUGUGUGAAAAACCAUUUUCACAGGUUAUGAAUUUCAAUAAAUAAAAGAAAAUUACCUAUUAAAUAAAUAAAAAAUUAUUUGAUCUAAUGACUAAGACUAAAAGAUUCUAAUCUAGUGGCUGUCGUACACCUAGAUACAUUGCAGAACGACUCCAAAAAAUAUACUAUAUAAGUAAAAAUAUAUAUGGAAAAACUACCGUAUCAAUAAUAUUUUAUCCAAAAAAUAAUAAUUAAUGUCUUCUAAAACAAAACGCACCGUUUUGUUGUCGACUUUGCAUUAUCCGUUUUCUCACCGGAUAUUUUUGGAAAAGGGGAAAAUAAUACUAAACCAAGUGCUUUUCUCAAAAAUAUAAACGGCAGAACCUUCAUUGUAACGACAUCGUUUAUCCGACCCCAAUGACGAACACUUAAACAACUCGCCAGUCCAUCGAUUGAUUCGUAAAACAGUGAACUAAUGGAGUAUAAUGAGCAGGAAAACCACCAUCACUGUGACAACAAAAGCCACAAUUCUCAGCAGCAAUCACAUGCUCCGAUUUAUCUCUUCUCUCAACAGAAAAUCCCAUGUCCAAAAGGUUAGUUUUCUCUUCUCCAUUAAACCACACUAUUUAUGUACUACUGUUACUCUCGCUUACCCUGCACUAUCAACUAAAACCCACUUUGAUUAUCAUUUAUCUUCUAUAAAUUUCAAUGGUUUUUCAGAGUCUUUUAUAUCUAAAUAUCCCCACUUCUUUGAUAUAAUUGAAACCCAAAGAUCGAAUCUUUAUAGGGAUACUAAUUAUUUAAAGGAACUUCUUUUAGAUAUUUCUGACGUGAUUCCUGAUUUGACACGUCGUUUUAGUAGGAUUUUGAGGUUAAGACCUGAAGAUGUGCUUGAAAUAUUACUUGGUUUUCAAUUUCAAUGUGAACAAGUUGCAAUUAAGAGUUCAAAGGUUGAGUCUUUAUGGGGGAUUUUCAAGUGGGUUAGUGAUCAAGAUAAGGGCUUUAAGCAUUUGCCUAAGUCAUUUGAGGUUAUGGCGUUGUUGCUUACUAGAUGUGGGAUGUUUAGAGAGGUUCAGUUACUGCUUUUGGCAAUGGAAAGGCAAGGAAUUUCGUUGGAUAACAAUGAAAUAUUUUCUAAGUUGAUUGAAAGGUAUGUUAGUUCUUGUGAUUCAGAAAGAGCGGUGUUAAUGUAUGAUCGAAUGCAAGAGCAAAACUUGGUGCCAUCACUGUUUUGCUAUCAUGGUCUUAUAAAUCUCUUGGUUAGAAUGAGGAGCACCCAAUUGGUGUUUCGAAUUUGUUUGGAUAUGGUGGAACAUGAAAUUAAUUUGAGCCAUAGAGAGAUAACUAGCAUCGAGAAAGUUGUUAGAUUACUUUGUGAGGAUGAAAUGGUUCAGGAAGCAAGAAAUAUCAUGAGGAAAGUAAUGGCUUUAGGUUUUGAGCCUAGCAGCACUCUGAUUAAUGAGAUUGCUUCUGGGUACUUUGUCAAGAAGGAUUUUGAAGAUUUGCUUAGUUUUUUUGUUCAAAUGAAGCGUUCACCUAAUUUAUGGGUUGGAAAUAAGAUUAUAUGUGGUAUAUGUAGCAUUUAUGGUGUCGAGAGAGCAAAUUUGUUCCGGCUAGAACUGGAGGAUUUGGGUUUUCGGCCUGAUGAAACAACUUUUGGCGUCUUGCUUGGUUGGUGUUGUAUUGAGGAGAAUUUGAGGAGUGCUUUUAUUUAUUUGUCAGAGAUGUUAUCGAGAGGCCUAACGCCUAGUAUCUGGUCAUAUAUUGCCUUUAUUGGUGCAUUGUUUAGGGAGGGUAUGUGGAAGCAUGCGCGAGACAUUCUUGAUGAAAUGGUUAAUAUGGGAGUGACCCCAAAUUUAUCAUUUUUCAGGACUCUUUUGGCAGGAUACUGCAAAGCUAGACAAUUUGAUGAAGUGAAGAUGAUGGUCCAUGAGAUGCUGAAAUGUGGUUUGGUUAAAUCCUCUUCUCUUGAGAAUCCACUUUCUGAGGCAUUUAUGGUCCUGGGGUUCAGUCCAUUCUCUGUGAGGUUGAAAAGGGAUAAUAAUGUGGGAUUUUCUAAGACGGAAUUUUUUGAUAAUAUUGGGAAUGGGCUUUAUUUGGAUACAAACAUAGAUGAGUAUGAGAAAAAAGUAAGUGGGAUUCUUAAAGACUCCAUGUUACCUGAUUUUAAUUUGCUUAUAAGGGAGGGAUGUGAUCAAGGGAAUUUUAAAGCUGCAUUGUUGUUGAUAGAUGAAAUGUUUCGAUGGGGUCAAGAACUUUCUCUUUCUGUCCUGGCAGCAUUAGUGAGGGGACUUUGUGCAUCCCGUUCCCACAUCAGGGCAUGCAUCCAUCUUAUUGAGAAAAUGCCAAAGUUGGCUAACCAACUAGAUGAUGAAGUUCUAAAUUUGCUAGUGCAAGCAUGCUGCAAGAGUGGAUUGAUGUACCACGGGAGGCUAAUUUUCCAUCAAAUGCUUCUGAAGGAUGUAAUAAUUGAAAAUGGAACAUAUACUGCUCUAAUUGUUGGAUUAUGUAAAAGGGGGGAUUUGCAGGCGGUUCGUGAUUGCUGGGAUAUUGCUCAAAAUAGCAAAUGGUUACCAGAGUUAAAGGAUUGUAAAUCUCUUGUUGGAUGUCUAUGUUACCAUAGGAUGGUGAAGGGAGUAAUAGAGCUUCUUGAAAGCAUGAUGGUAUUUUAUCCUCAUUUAAGGGCUGAAAUUUUUCAUAUGUUUCUUGAAGAGCUUUCCAUCACAGGUUUCACUAGCAUUGCACACAAAUUGGUGGAUGAACUGCUGCAGCAGGGUUGCGUCUUUGAUAAUGUUGUUUAUAGCUAUCUUUUAAGAGGGUUAUGCAAGGAGAGAAAAUAUAUAGCAGCCUCAACAAUGGCGGGUGAAGUUUUGGCUAGGAACUUAGUUCCCUGCUUGGAUGUUUCUGUUAUUUUGAUUCCUCAGUUGUGUAAGGCCGAUAGACUAGAUAUAGCUAUUGCUUUAAGGGACAUUAGUUUGAGAGAGCAAUCUGUGUCUCAGCUUUCUGUUGACUGUGCUUUAGUUAAAGGAUUUUGUAAGACAGGCAAGAUCGGAGAAGCAGCCAAUAUGUUGCAGAAUAUGUUGCUGAAGGGGCUACUUCCUGAUGCUGAAAUUUAUAACAUGCUAUUUCAAGGGUAUUGCCAAGCUAAUAACUGGAAAAAAGUGAGAGAAUUGCUCAGUGUUCUGAUAAGAAAGUUUUUAAGCCCCUCAGUCUCAAGUUACCAGAAUUUAGCACGCUUGAUGUGUAUGCAUGGUAGUUUCACCUCUGCAUUAAGCCUGAAGGUGCUAAUGCUAGAAAACAGCAGGUAUGAUAGCCUUGUCAUCUACAACAUUCUGAUAUUCCAUCUUCUCUCAGCUGGCAACUGCUUGCACGUGGUUAGAGUCCUGGAUGAAUUGCAGGAGAAGGGAUUGCUACUUAACGAAGUUACUUAUAAUUUUCUUGUAUAUGGGUUUUCAAAAUGUAAAGAUGUGGCUAGUGUUGUACACUAUAUGUCUACUAUGAUUUCGAAGGGAUUUAAGCCAAAUAAUCGCAGCAUAAGAACAGCAGUAACUUGUAUGUGUGAUCUUGGACAACUUAGUGAAGUCUUGGAGUUGAGUCAAGAAAUGGAAAAGAGAGGUUGGAUUCAUGGAUCAUUUGUUCAAAAUGCAAUUGUUGAAAGCUUUCUCUCUCAUGAUAAGCUUCAAGAAGCUGAAUAUUUUCUGGAUCGCAUGGCAGAUAAUGGUCUAAUUCCCGAUACAAUUAAUUAUGAUAACCUAAUUAAGCGGUUUUGUUUCUGUGGAAGAUUGAAUAAGGCAGUUGAUCUUCUGAACAUAAUGUUGAGAAAAGGAAACACCCCUAGUUCUGCCAGCUAUGAUUGUAUAAUCCAAGGUCUGUGCAUAUGGAAUCAACUGAAUGAGGCAAUGGAUUUCCAUACUGAGAUGUUGGAUAGGGAACUUAGACCAAGCAUGAAGACCUGGAACAUGAUUGUACACAACCUUUGCCAACUUGGACGAACUGCAGAAGCAGAAGGCCUCCUUAUCUCUAUGGCUCAGUUAGGUGAAACUCCACCUGGAAAAAUGUACUCCACUGUCAUUAAUAGGUAUCGCUUUGAAAACAAUCCAAGGAAGGCAUCUCAGCUCAUGCAAAUGAUGCAACGGAACGGUUAUGAGCCAGAUUUUGACACUCACUGGUCUCUCAUCAGCAAUUUACAAAAAUUCAAAGACAAGGACAAUAACCAAGAGGAGCGUAAUAACAACAGUAGUCAAGGUUUCCUGGCGAGGCUUCUUUCCGGAAGUGGAUUUUCUAAUAAAAAGGACUCCAGGUUCAAAGUGGGAUAGUAAAGUCUAUUAAGAUAAGGCUUUGUAGCUUCAUUAAUUGAUCUAUUACAUUUAUUCAUCUGUUGAUAUAAUCUUUAUCUUGGAAACAUUUUAUGCAUUUCUAUCGGCUUGUAUGAUUCAGCUGCGUCCAUGCAUUGUAGCAUUUACAGUUACUGGAACAAAAGCUGCCAAAUCUUUUGUACCAUGGCAUUCUGGAUGACUGAAGUUUCUUGUUUGUAUAUAUGUUACAGAAAUUAAAUCUCUUGCAGAAAUGUAUUUCUAUUCUGCUUUAA